AUGGCCUCGCACGCACUUCUCAGGAGCGACGGCGCCGCCGUGGCCUGCGGGAACAACCACUCGGGGGAGUGCAGCCUGCCGGGCCUCGCGGCGGGCCUGACGUACACGCAGGUCGCCGCGGGUGUCGCCCACACGGUCCUGCUGCGGAGCGACGGCGUGGCUGUGGCCUGCGGCAGGAACGACUCUGGGCAGUGCGACAUCCCGGCCGCGGGCGACGGCCGGACCUACACGCAGGUCGCAGCGGGCGGCAGCCACAGCGUCCUGCUCAGGAGCGACGGCACGGCGCUGGCCUGCGGCAACGACUACUGCGGGGAGUGCGACCUGCCGGGCGCGGGCCGGCACCUGGCCCACACGCAGGUGAGCGCGGGCUUCGGCCACACCGUGCUGGUGCGGAGCGACGGCACGGCCCUCGCCUGCGGCAGCAACGACUCCGGGCAGUGCCAGUUCCCCUCCGCGCCGGUGGCUUUCCAGACGUGGACAGAGUGGGCGCGCUCGAAGGGCUCGAAGCCCAUCAGCCUGCGGUACGAGCCGUACUCCUCGCCCGCGAAGUCGCUCCCCACGCUGGUGCUGCAGGCGGCCUUCGACGGCUCUUCGAUAUGCUUCACGACGCUAGGCGGAGAGAAGCUCUGCCAGGUCUCGGCGUCGCCGUCUGACGACCUGACGGACUUGUAUUCCCAAUUGAUGGCCGGCCGUCUUGCAGGCAUGGUGGGAACGGAGUUCUCCAGGGUCGAAGUAGUCCUGCCGGGAGGCGGACUACUUGGGCGUGUUACAGCCGAAGCGGCUCGCGUGAGCAUAUUCGCUUCUGCUGCUGCAUGUGGCGCUUCUGACCGUCAUUGAUCCGUGCUGUGGUGCGUAAAGAGUUCUGGCGGGGAAUUGCAUGCAUUUGAAUCGUAUCUAUGGCGGAUACGAGAGCAGCCCAGAGCGCUGCGGGGCAUGAUUUUUAUGAAUGUUUGCCCGAGCUUCUAACAGGCGUGCCUGUCGGCAGUGAACGCAGCCGGCUUGCUGCUGCUGCUCCCGACCCCGUCGUCGUCCUCCUCCUCGCUGUUCUCCGGAGCGUUCUGGAGUGCUCCGAGAAGGCCGCGACGUCCGAUACAGCCUCC
This is a messenger RNA of Prorocentrum cordatum, 1100 nucleotides long. NCBI's taxonomy places the organism in Eukaryota, Dinophyceae, Prorocentrales, Prorocentraceae. The record is from the annotation of a GenBank genome assembly.